This is a messenger RNA of Aspergillus bombycis, 1929 nucleotides long. RefSeq names its product C6 transcription factor. The transcript is spliced from 4 exons. The record is from RefSeq and is a predicted model, not a curated record. Gene Ontology annotation, biological process: regulation of transcription by RNA polymerase II. Gene Ontology annotation, cellular component: membrane. Gene Ontology annotation, molecular function: zinc ion binding; DNA-binding transcription factor activity, RNA polymerase II-specific. The coding region runs from base 1 to 1929 and encodes 642 amino acids. Lineage: Eukaryota; Fungi; Ascomycota; Eurotiomycetes; Eurotiales; Aspergillaceae.
AUGAGCACCCAGCAUGGUUAUCGGCCUGUGGCCAACGGCACGCAGAUUGUUGUCUAUGAGUAUCAGCCUAAUAAAGCCGCAGGACUCGUAUUUGUCGCUCUUUUUGGCGCCGUGACCGUUGCCUACAUUGGCUAUAGUCUUAUCUCCUUACGCACGUGGCACUUCAUUUCCUUUCUCCUAGGCGGCAUAUGUACUCUCAGGCGAAGCUCCGGGUACUACGGCCGCGCCGCCUCAGCCAGCGACGCCGCCAGGACAGGUCCCUUCGUCCUCCAAACCAUCCUCCUCCUUGUCGUGGCCCCGCUACUAGCAGCCACAAUCUACAUGACAGCCGGCCGAACACAUUGCGCUGGACAGGCAACGUCACUCCUGGCUUGUCGCCGUGGCCGCUUUCAUAUUCUCUCCUGUGGCUAUGUACAUGACAGGCUUCGGUUGGCGGGCCUUGCUGUCACAGUGACACAUCCAUGGGAGCGUGUCUUUGUUGCUAUUGAGAUUGCGACCGUGUUGCUGCUUGUCCGAAGCGUCGUACGGGAGUUCGAAUAUCUGCAGGGAAGUGGCAGGUUUGUGGUUUCUCAUGAGAUCUUUCUGUAUGUCUUUGAUGCAAUGCUUAUGUGGAUCAUGAUGGCGUUGCUUUUGGUCUUUCAUUCUCGGCGAGUCGUGCAGAAGAUGGGCCGGUUAAAGGAUGAUAACUGCGAUGAAGUCCACCCGGCAUGCGGGCAGUGCACUAGCCACGACGUUGAUUGCGACUUCACGAUCCCACAGUCUGCUCCAUCAGAAAUAACAUCCACAGGUUCCAUCAGAACCCCUGGAGUGGAACUCACAACGCCCUCAUCACAUCAUAGCAUUGUCUUUAUAUCAUCCUCCAAGACGGAUUUCAAAUUACCGAAAAGAAGAUAUCAGCGGCGACCAACGACCACGAAAGAGACAGCCAAGGUAGCGGUCCCUCCUACGCCUACUAAGACUACUUUCCCGCUCAACACGACUGACCUAGAGCUGUUCCAUCAUUAUUUAUCGGUUACCUCGCCGACCUUGGCAGAUGAUGACGCGGGAAUGCAUGCACUCCAGGUAGCUGUCCCGGAAUUAGGGUUUCGCUUCCAUUAUAUCUUGCAUCUGGCUCUGGCCUUUGCGAGCUACCAUAUGGCUCGGUUGCCGGGCAUGGGUGCGCCACAUGGACGCAUCUUGGAAGGCGAUCGUCACUAUAACACUGCUCUCACCCAAGUGAGCGCCUCGAUAGCUGGACUAAACGAAAGCACAUGUCACGCGGUGUAUGGCAGCGCGGUAUUGAUCUGCUUAUGCUCGCUAGCCAAAGGACCCCGAGAGGGGGAAUAUCUUGCCUUCGGUGAUUCCGACUGUGCCGAAUGGCUGACUCUACUGCGAGGAAUCCGAUCUAUAACUGAAGUGUCGCGAGACCUUUUCUACAUAGACCCGGUGUCCAGUCCCAGUUCGGAAACCAGAGAGAGAUUGCUCCACGGCAACCCGCGGAUAUGUCAUGAACACUCGUGGCCCGAAUGGAAAGUGCGCCUCAAAGAGUGCGAGCGAUUGAUUGAGACAGAAUACUAUACUGCCGGUGACGGUAUUCAGCCUGCUGUAUACGUACACGUCCUCACUUGUCUAACCAACGCCUUUCAUUAUGUUUACAGGAAAAUAGAUGUCGGUAGGGGCGAGCGAUGCGCUAAAACAUUCCAGUGGCUUUACCAGCUCCCCGAGGCGUUUGUGUUUGAUCUUCAACAGCGAAAGUGGCCUGCCUUGCUUCUACUAUCGCACUUCCUGGUCCUGCUGCAGCAGCUGAAUUCUUAUUGGUUUGUAGAGGGCUGGCCUGAACAUGUGAUGGGUGAGAUCUACCGGUCCUUCAAUGCGCAACAACGGGUCUGGCUGCAGUGGCCGGCUGGUCAGAUUGGAUGGUGUCCACCAACCACGGCGGAUGAUGCUUAG